Messenger RNA from Mesocricetus auratus (golden hamster), 2105 nucleotides. It is a transcript of the gene Ddx43, whose product is annotated as DEAD-box helicase 43. Bases 25 to 1959 code for a protein of 644 amino acids. The record is from RefSeq and is a predicted model, not a curated record. Gene Ontology annotation, molecular function: ATP binding; RNA helicase activity; RNA binding. NCBI's taxonomy places the organism in Eukaryota, Metazoa, Chordata, Mammalia, Rodentia, Cricetidae. The transcript is spliced from 17 exons.
CGACGCGCGGAUCAGCCUAGAGCCAUGUCUAGGCGGGAACCCGCAGCCAACGCUUCCUCCUCGGGCGUUGCUCCCCGGCGAAGCUCGACGGGGUCCCGCGGCGCCGAGCGGACAGUGGUGGAGGAUCCGAGCCGGAGAGGCCGGGUCGGUAGCAAGGGGGCAGGCGGCGGCUGGAGAGAGCCCGCGGGUGCCACGGCCGCCGCCGGCUGCCGCGAACCGCCGAUGAGUUUCCUUAUAAGGAACGACGUGGUGGGCGCAGUGAUAGGUCGUGGAGGGUCAAAAAUUAGAGAAAUCCAAAAUACAACAAACACUAAAAUACAGGUAAUAAAAGGAAACCCCGAGGCAGAAAUCAAAAUAUUUGGGAGUAAAGCCAUGCAAAAAAAAGCAAAAACAGUGAUAGAUAAUAUCGUUAAAAAACAACAAAAUUACGUCCCAGGACACAGAGUUGAUAUUAUCGCGUUCCAACCCUCUGUUGGAACAGAUGCCAGUACAAGUGAAAAUGUAAAGGAAGAUCAGCCACUAAUAGAUUGGGACCAAAUUCGAGAAGAUGCUCUUAAGUGGGAAAAGAAAAAGUGGGCAGAUUUACCUCCAAUUAAGAAAAACUUUUACAUAGAGUCAACAUCGACGAGCUCAAUGUCCCAAGUGCAGAUAGACAACUGGAGGAAAGAAAACUUUAAUAUAACAUGUGAUGACUUGAAAGAUGGUGAGAAACGUCCUAUCCCCAACCCUGUAUGUAAAUUUGAAGAUGCCUUUCAGAGUUAUCCAGAAGUUAUGGAAAACAUUAAAAAAGCAGGGUUUCAAAAACCUACACCAAUUCAGUCUCAGGCAUGGCCAAUAGUUCUGCAAGGAAUAGAUCUUAUUGGAGUAGCACAAACGGGAACAGGGAAGACAUUAUCCUACUUAAUGCCUGGAUUCAUUCACCUGGAUUCGCAACCCCUACCUAGAGAAAAAAGAAAUGGACCAGGCAUGUUAGUCCUUACUCCUACGAGGGAGUUAGCCCUUCAAGUAGAAGCUGAAUGUUCUAAAUAUUCAUAUAGCGAUCUUAAAAGUGUUUGUGUAUAUGGUGGUGGUGAUAGAGAUGGACAAAUACAAGAUGUUUCAAAAGGUGUAGACAUCAUUAUUGCAACUCCGGGAAGAUUGAAUGACCUACAAAUGAAUAACUUUGUCAACCUGAAAAGUGUAACCUAUUUGGUUUUAGAUGAAGCAGACAAAAUGCUGGACAUGGGAUUUGAACCCCAGAUAAUGAAGAUUUUGUUAGAUGUACGCCCAGACCGGCAGACUAUUAUGACAAGUGCUACUUGGCCAUAUGCGGUCCGCCGUCUCGCACAGUCUUAUUUGAAAGAGCCAAUGAUUGUCUAUGUUGGCACUUUGGAUCUAGUUGCUGUAAGUACCGUGAAGCAAAAUAUAAUCAUCACCACAGAAGAAGAGAAACGAACUCAUAUCCAAACAUUCCUAGAGAAUAUGUCACCUAAAGAUAAAGUCAUCGUUUUUGUCAGCAGAAAAGCUGUUGCUGAUCACUUAUCGAGUGAUCUGAUUCUCCGACACAUAUCAGUAGAGUCUCUGCAUGGGAACAGAGAACAGAGUGACCGAGAGAAAGCAUUAGAAAACUUUAAGACGGGUAAAGUGAGAAUACUUAUCGCUACUGACUUGGCAUCUCGAGGACUUGACGUCCAUGAUAUCACUCAUGUCUACAAUUAUGACUUUCCACGGAACAUUGAAGAAUAUGUACACAGAGUAGGACGCACAGGGAGAGCAGGGCGAACCGGUAUGUCAAUUACCCUCAUCACAAGAAAUGAUUGGAGAGUUGCCACUGAAUUGAUUAAUAUUCUGGAAAGAGCAAAUCAGAAUAUCCCAGAGGAGCUUGUCUUAAUGGCUGAGAGGUACAAAGCAAAUAAACAAAAAAGAGAAAUGGAAAAAAAAUUGGGAAGACAGCAAGGAAAGCCACAGAAGUUUUACUAAUGCCUGGUGUUGCAGGAUUCAAGAUGUUAUUGGGAUUUUGAAACGUACACCAAUAUGAAGAGACUUGGCUGAUUAAAAUAAUAGUGUUUUUUAAAUGUAGAAUUCAAUGUUUUAUACUUUCUUUAAUAAAAAUCAAUAGUUUUUAA